This is a messenger RNA of Bemisia tabaci, 1980 nucleotides long. It is a transcript of the gene Taf9, whose product is annotated as TBP-associated factor 9. Lineage: Eukaryota; Metazoa; Arthropoda; Insecta; Hemiptera; Aleyrodidae. The record is from RefSeq and is a predicted model, not a curated record. Gene Ontology annotation, molecular function: RNA polymerase II general transcription initiation factor activity; transcription coactivator activity; protein heterodimerization activity. Gene Ontology annotation, biological process: RNA polymerase II preinitiation complex assembly; DNA-templated transcription initiation. Gene Ontology annotation, cellular component: SAGA complex; transcription factor TFIID complex.
UCUAGCGCCACCGCGCAUCGCGUGACGAAGCGCAAAUUCGAAAUCCGCCUCCGUCCCGCUCUCACCGUUCACCAUGUCCGAAUCGUGUGAUUUCAACAUGGCGACGUCGAAGUCGCUUCCUAAGGAUGCGCAAGUUAUUUUGUCAAUUAUGAAAGAACUAGGGAUCAACGACCAUGAGCCGCGUGUAAUAAAUCAACUUUUAGAGUUUACCUACCGAUAUGUAACUGGAAUCCUGGAUGAUGCGAGACUGUAUGCAAAUCAUGCAAGGAAAAAAGCCUUGGAUGUGGAAGAUAUUAAGCUUGCAAUUCAGCUAAAGAUGGAUCGCAUGUUUACCAACCCACCGCCAAGAGAUAUCUUAUUGGAAAUAGCACGGGUUAAAAAUAGUAGUCCCUUGCCUGUCAUCAAGCCUCACUGUGGUGUCAGAUUACCUCCUGAUCGCUAUUGCCUUGCCCAGUGCAAUUACAAAUUGAAAUCCAUGUCAGCUAAAAAGCCAAUCAAACCCCUGUCUACAUUCCAAAGUUCCUCUUCAUUGGGCAAAAGUGGAGCAAGACCUCCUCAAACGCCAACCAUGAAGAAGCCUCCUCAAGGACCUACCAUCAAAAUCGCACCUAAACCUAUUGUUAAAGUUGCCUCAGGAGCUGACGAGCUACAGACACUAAAGGACCCUUCUUCAUCUACAACAUCAGCUCAAGGAAGCUCAGAAGAUGUUGUGGUCAAAAUGGAAACCGAUGAAAUCAUAGAGACUGUUGUUGUGAAACAAGAAGACCUAUGAUUGUUUUAUAGAUCUUAGAUCAUCAUAUCCCCUCAAUGACUCCAUUAAGAUUCAGGAAGAUAUGGCAAGCGUCAAAACAUUUUUACGUCUAUUCUUUUCCUCUCAAAGAAAUUGAAAAAAUUGGGAAUCUAGAAGAAAUUCAUGAUCUUGAAAAUAUACAAACAUCAGGUAAAAGUCAGAAGAAAUUUCUCCAAUUAUUCUAUCAAGAUCCAGCUAGGUGUGGCAAGCGGUUAAACGUUUUUGCGAUGGUUCUUUUCCCAUCAAUACAGCUGAAAAAAUCGGAGAUCCUGGAAAAGUUCACAAGCUUGAAGAUAUGCGUACGCUUAUCAAAAGCCGAAAAUAAAUGAUAUCAUUAUCUCAAGAGUAAAGAUGCAGAUUAUCAUGAUAAGUUGUAAAUACUGUACAUAUUCCACAGAAAAAUCAUUGACCUGUUGUUUUUUUAGUGUGAUAAGAAUACAAAAUCUUGAAGAAAUUGCCAGGUAAUCUGCCAGCUUUAGUAAUUAAAAUAAUCAGGAAAAAGUACAAAACUGUCAGGGAAACAGUGAAGACCUUGCUUCAGUCAAGUCUACACAUCUCAUGUUAAAGUAGCAAAUACGCUGUUUGAACAAGACUACAUGAAAUUCAAAUUGAUCUGAAACGGGGUCUUACUGGAUUUUCUGUGAAGAUAUAUUAAAAGAACGUCAUAAAAAUUGAAAGAUCACUGUUUGGUAGAAAUGUUAACUGGCUAAAAAAUAAAAAUCUGUAGAAUAUAACUAAAAUAAGUAGAGGUGCCAGAACAACAGUUCUGACUUGUAAUAAAAUGAUACAAUACAAUCCGUCAGUUACAGUUUAAGGAAUUGACAUGGUCACUUAUGAGCUUAUUCAUCCAAAAAAUGUUUGAAUGUUCCUUCAGUUAAGAAACUGAAUGUCAAACUUGAAGGUAUCCAAAGAUAAUAUUACUUUCUGUUUCUCUUAAGAUCAUGCUAGAAGAUGCCAAAAGGAAGGUGAAAUUUCAGAAUGAUUCUUCUUUGGUGAAUAACCUAAUCUCAUUGGGUUGAAAACCAAUGACCCAAUACUAUGAUGAAUUAAAGUUUUCACCAGUUAUUCUGUAUCGUUGCUUUUUAUGGAAUUUUGUCUAACUCUUUUUUCUGAAUUAUUUUUUUACUUGAUUAUUGUAAUAAAAAUGCACAAUUGAUCAAAUAUCAAUAAACAUUUACGUAUGUUCAACA